Salvelinus namaycush (lake trout) is the source of this 3663-nucleotide messenger RNA. Its product is annotated as NEDD4-binding protein 1-like. Lineage: Eukaryota; Metazoa; Chordata; Actinopteri; Salmoniformes; Salmonidae. Gene Ontology annotation, molecular function: RNA endonuclease activity; mRNA binding. The coding region runs from base 251 to 3583 and encodes 1110 amino acids. The transcript is spliced from 9 exons. The record is from RefSeq and is a predicted model, not a curated record. Gene Ontology annotation, cellular component: cytoplasmic ribonucleoprotein granule; nucleus.
UUCAGACAGUACUUUCUACAGUAGCCUAACUCUGUCGCUCAAUUCACAAACUUUCUUGUAUAAUUGUACCAACCUUUGCUGUCGCUCAUUCACGCCUUUUUUUGUGUGCACGGUACUUGUGAACUUUGGACUGCAUUGAUCUAUGAUUACAGAAGGCAAAACAAAGUUUUUCAAAUACUAGAAAUCGAAACUGAGAGAAGCAACUUCGGGGAAAGGAUGAAUGAGUGAGUUUUGACAUCUACCCAGUGCCAUGGCCUCUGCCCUAAGCCAUCUCUCUCCAAUGUCUGUAAGAGUGAGAGAAGGAUGGAGUGAUGAUGGAAGAGGAGAGGAGCAGGUGGAGGAUGAAUUUGCGUGUUCUGGAGCGCUACGCGGUGCCCUGUGGUCCUUCCAUCCCUCAGUGGAGAGGAUUUUUGGGGUGUCUUUUACGAUCGGUAGAGAGGAGGAUGCUGUGUUACCCCAUGAUGGACAGAUCUGGCUCAAACUAAAAGGAGUGAGGAAGGACGCUGUGGCUGCCAAAUUGUUUGUGAAGGGAGUUGUGAACCAGGAGGCCCAGCACGAGGUUCCAUAUCCAGGUGUCCUUCACUGUGUGUUCUGUGGAGCACGAGGGCUGUUCAUGGAGUGCCUGAUCAGAAACACCUCUGCUUACAUACUGGUGGGUUCCCCAGGCUUCCUGCUCAUCUCAGGACUGGCAGAACCAGUGGUCAGGGCCUAUUCCCUCAUCACAGACCUGGUGAAGAACUACGAGGUCACCCAGGGACGAAGAACCGAGCCUGGCGACAGAGGAUCAGGCGAGACCCUAGAUUCCCGUCGGGCCUUCAAAUCCCUGGUGGAGAGAUGGGAGGACAGGCACACUCUGGAUCUGCUGGUGCUACCAGGGGUGGUGAAGGAGACUCUACUGGAUCUGGUGAGGGAGUCUGGGCUGGGAUCCAACCCCGGUCCUGGGGGCUCGAACCUCAGUCUUGGGGGGUCUAGAGACAGAGUGGGUCUAAUGGACACUGAUAGCCAGAGACGAUGGGACAGCCAGUCAGGCUUGGACAUACUAACACUUAUGGAUACCAGAGUAGGGACCAGAGCUGGAGAGGCUAGGGACAUAGAGGGAAUGCAGGGGAUUUCCACAUCAAGGAGAAAACCUCCUGUAAAUUCCACCCACAACCAAGACCCUGGUCUACGGAAUAUUGGGCAGCUUUCUCAACAAAAGACGUUCACUACCUUACAUGUACAAGAAAGAGAGAUGGGCAAAGAUUGGUCACAGGGAGGGAUAGAGAAAGACGCAGCAUCUCGACUUCCCAUCUUCCACUCUAUCCUCCAAACCGAGGAGGAGGGGCAAGGACGUUCCCAACCGGAGGUAGAGGAUGAGGAACAGGGGGAGGAAGGAGAGGGAGAGAUGUUGUCAGUAGGGAGUAGGGAGGAGUUUGGGCUCUUGCUGAAGUUCUUCACGGCUAUGGGCUAUGCAGAAGAUGUGGUAAUGAGGGUCCUGGCCCGGACCGGACCCAGAGAAGCCUCCCAGAUUCUGGACCUGGUCCAGCAAGAACAUGACCAGACCGGUCUGGCCAUGAACCGCCCAGUGGAGAUGGAGCACACAGAGGUGGAGGGGAGGGAAGGUAAAGGAGUGAGAGGAAAGAGAAGCGGUAUAGAUGGAGGGAUGGGAGUGGAGCUGGAGGGAGGUGUGGAAGGGGCGAGGAGUAGAGAGGAGGGGAGAAAAGGCAGGGAGAGUGGAGGGUCUACCGCUAACCUGUCUGAGGAUUCACUGAAGGAAGGCAGGGAGAGGGGCGAGGGCGGCAUGGAGGGAGGCGAAGGGUGGAACGAGGAGGAUUUUGUCCUGGGAGUUGUGAAGAGGGCUGCCGCCAGUUGUGGAUACACAGAGGAGAAGGUAGCAGAAGUGUACAGUAUGUUACCUGAACUGUCCACACGCCAGCUACUCCUGGAGCUACAGAGGGAGGGAGCCAGAGAGACAGAAGCUGCUUCCCAGGACCAGGUACGAGACGAACCAAGAGAGGUGGAUGAGGUUGUCUCAGAGCUACAGAGAAAGGACAGAGCAGGAGACAGGAAGGAGGAGAGAGGUAAAGAGAUGGAGGCACCAGCACCGCAGUCAACUGCUACUGAGAAGAGAGGAGAAGAAAGAAAGAGUGUGAAAGGAAAGAGUGACAGGAAGACCAAUGAGGUAGGAGUGACCGCACGGAACCGAAUCGUCGAUGGUACAGUUAAGGUUGAACCCGAUCUGGCUCAAUGGAAUGCCAUGACAAACCAGAUUCCGUUCCCGAUUCACAGUCACCAGAAGAAUCCCACACAGACACACACCGCCCAUCGAGCCAGCCCCCCUUUAGUCAGAGGGCCGCCUCAGCCCACCUACCCCAACACACUACCCCCACAACCCACCUACCCCAACACACUAUCCCCACAACCCACCCACCCCAGCACAUUACUCGCACAACCCACCUACCCUCUCUUAUUUCCCCAUCAACUCGUUUACCCUCCCACCCAGCCACCCCAGACCACCUUACCCCUCACCCUUACCAUGAAUAACUCCUCAGCAACCAGAGCGAAGGAGAAACGUGGUCUCUUUCCCUUAGCAGUAGAGGGAAGGGAUCUCUCAGCCCUAACAGCGGUGGCUGUUGAUAGACGAGGUCUUCCGACCAUGGCAGCGGGGGCUGUGGUGACAGGGCAACAGCGCUUCAUGGAAGGCCUCCAGACUCCAUUUGACCUCAAGCUGACCGACCAACCAGGAGACCCGGGACUCAGGAUGGUCAUUAUCGAUGGGAGCAACGUUGCCAUGAGUCACGGGCUGGGCCAUUUCUUUUCAUGCCGAGGCAUCGCCCUGGCCGUGCAACACUUCUGGAACCGCGGGCAUCGCAGAAUCAGUACCUUCCUGCCCCAGUGGAGGCAGAAGAGAGACUACCGGGGCAAAGAGCAGCACUACCUUAGUGAGCUCCAGAACCUGGGUCUGCUCUCCUACACCCCCUCCAGAGAAGUCCAAGGGAAGAGGAUCAACUCAUACGACGACAGGUUCAUGCUGCAGCUGGCCCAGAAGACGGAUGGAGUGAUCGUGACAAACGACAACCUCAGAGACCUGCUGGAUGAGUCUCAUGUAUGGAGAGAAAUCAUCAAGAAAAGACUCCUCCAAUACACGUUUGUGGGGGAUCACUUUAUGGUACCGGAUGAUCCGCUGGGCCGAGGAGGACCCCACCUAGAUGACUUCCUACACUCCCAGCACAGGCCUCCUGUACCAGGCAGUCACUCAUUUGCAGGCGUGGCAUCCUCCUUCCACUCUCCCCAAGCUCCAAGGGCCCAGACAGAGGUCCUUCAUUUCCGUGACUGGACACCAGGGAUCGUUGUGGAGCCAGAGCCCAGCCAGGCCAGGGGGAAUGGCCAGGCUAGGGCUGGACGCGGUGUCACAGGGAUGGGCCUUGGUCUGGGGCUGGGGGUGAAGAGGAGUGCAGAAGAGACCUCCAGGCUUAGGGAGAGCCUAUCCCAGGUGUUCCCAGGACAGGAUAGCAUGGUUACUCUGGUGCUGCAGUGUAAUCCUACAGUGACUGACAUCAAUUCACUGUCACACUUUAUACUGGAGCAGGGGGGUGUAGACUGAGAGUAGUGUGUGUGUGUGUGUGUGUGUGUGUGUGUGUGUGUGUGUGUGUGUGUGUGUGUGUGUGUGUGUGUGUGUGUGUG